GUGACCCUAUUGACCCAAUUCUCAAUCUCCAUCUCCAUGGCGACUCCCAUCUCAUCUAUCCCCUUCCAACAAAGAAUCCCUGCUAGAAACACCCUACAGAGAGUCCUAGACCUUAUCAUCUUCUCUCUCUUGUUUCUCCUUCUCUUGUAUCGUCUACAAUCAUUCAACGUUCAUGGCGUAGCUUGGAAGCUUGCAUUCUUGUGCGAGUCAUGGUUCACCUUCGUUUGGAUCCUCAACAUGAAUGCUAAAUGGACUCCUGUUGAUUACACCACUUACCCUGAACGCCUCUUACAAUGGGCUGGUGAUGAGCUUCCCCCAGUGGACAUGUUUGUGACAACAGCAGAUCCAGUUCUUGAACCCCCAAUUAUCACUGUCAACACUGUUCUCUCCUUGUUGGCUGUGGACUACCCAGCUCACAAGCUAGCUUGCUAUGUCUCUGAUGAUGGUUCUUCUCCUCUUACCUUUUAUUCUCUUGUGGAAGCAUCUAAGUUUGCUAAGCUGUGGGUUCCUUUCUGCAAAAAGUAUGAUGUUCAAGUUACAGCACCCUUCAUGUACUUUUCUACUGAGCCCAAUCCAAGUAGUUCUUCCCAUCUCUCAUCCGACUUCCAAUGGGAAUGGAAGAAGAUUAAGAAUGAAUAUGAAGAGCUUAGCCAAAGAAUCGAAGAGGCUGCUCAGAAACCCAUUCCAUGUGAUCUGACCGGAGAAUUUGAAGCUUUCUCAAAUAUAGAACAUGGAAACCAUCCCAGUAUAAUUAAGGUCAUAUGGGAGAACAAGGGAAAUUUUCCAGAUGGGGUGCCACACCUGGUGUAUUUGUCCAGAGAGAAGAGGCCCAAAAACCAACAUCAUUACAAAGCAGGGGCCUUGAAUGUCUUGACCAGAGUCUCGGGAGUGAUGACAAACUCCCCUUUCAUGCUCAAUGUGGAUUGUGAUAUGUUUGCAAACAACCCAAAGAUUGUUCUUAUGGCAAUGUGUCACUUACUUGGUUCUGAAAAAGAAAGCGAAAGCGGAUUUGUUCUGUACCCACAAAAGUUCCAUGGAGCCUCAAAGGAUGACCCAUUCGGAAAUCAAUUGGUUAUGCUGCAACAUGUUGUGUUCCGUGGAUUAGCAGGAAUACAAGGGCCUUUAUGUGGUGGAUCAGGAUGCUUUCAUAGAAGGAAAGUUAUAUAUGGACUAUCACCGGAUGAGGCAGAAACUAAAGCAAGAUAUAUGAGUUUAAUUAAUGGAAAAUCACCUUACGAAGCACUUCGAGCGAAGUUUGGAAAUUCUAUUGAACUUACGGAAUCAGCGGGUCGGGUAUUGUUUGUGAUGAGUGAAAACCCGAACCAUCCAAAAGAUCUUCUGAGCUCUGUCAAGGGAGCUAUCUCAGUUGCAGCUUGUGAUUACGAGUCCAACACACAGUGGGGUAAACAGGUAGGUUGGGUCUAUGGCUCCACAACUGAAGACGUCCUCACUGGACUCAGGAUUCAUUCAAAGGGCUGGAAGUCCAUAUAUUUUUACCAGGAUCCAACUGGAUUUCUCGGGUGUGCACCCGUGACUGGGCCCACAACAUUGACCCAAAUGAAGAGAUGGUCCACUGGUUUACUAGAGAUUCUAUGGAGCAACAACAGUCCCAUCAUCGGCACCCUCACUGGAAAGCUUCAGUUCCGACAAUGCUUGGGCUAUCUCUACAUAUUGAUUUGGGCUCUGCGAUCUUUCCCUGAAAUGUGCUACACUCUACUGCCAGCCUACUCUAUCUUCACCAAUACCAAUUUCUUACCAACGGUCUCCGAACCGGCCUUCUUUGUUGUUGGUUCUCUUUUUGUGGUUUACAACCUUAGCACCCUAUCAGAAUACCUCCGACUUGGCUUACCGGUCCGAGCAUGGUGGAACAACCAGAAAAUGGCGAGGAUACAAUCAUCUACUGCGUGGUUGUUUGGGCUAUUGGCUGUCAUUCUCAAGCUAUUAGGCAUAUCAGAGACUGUCUUCACAGUAACACGGAAAGAUCAAAGCACACCAAGCGAAGGUAAUGGUGACACGAACUCCCAUAGCGGCUGGUUCACUUUUGACGAGUCGCCAAUCUUUGUGCCGGCCACAACCCUCUUACUCGUUCACCUAACUGCGCUUGCAUUGGCUAGUCUGAGGGUUCAGCCUUUUCAAACAGUCCAUGCCGGCUGGUGCAGACCGGGGAUUGGUGAGAUCAUUUGCAGUACCUGGAUAGUGUUGAGCUUCUUGCCAUUUCUAAAAGGUCUUUUCCGAAGAGGAAUUUAUGGGAUCCGCUGGUCAAUCUUGUACAAGUCCACCACUUUGGCCUUACUCUUCAUGUACUUCUCAAUGCUUAUGGGUUCAAAAGUUCAAACCGUUUGAAGAUUUAUUCCAUCUUUCAAAGUUCUUACUUUGUAGCCUUGUCACCCACCCCACCAGGUCAAGUGAAGACAGGAUUUGGUCCAAGAGGUCAAGAUCUUGUUACAACCUGCCCUUGUCUGAACCCCCAAGAGUCUAGUCUAAUCUAAAGGUGUUAGUGUUAGAAAGUAUAUAUAGAAAGAUUUCUUCCAAUGCUUUUAUUCAACAGAAAAAAAAAAAAAAA
Molecule: messenger RNA, 2563 nt
Organism: Macadamia integrifolia
Lineage: Eukaryota; Viridiplantae; Streptophyta; Magnoliopsida; Proteales; Proteaceae
Product: cellulose synthase-like protein H1
Exons: 8
Coding region: 37-2343 (768 amino acids)
Biological process (GO): plant-type primary cell wall biogenesis; cellulose biosynthetic process
Cellular component (GO): plasma membrane; trans-Golgi network
Molecular function (GO): mannan synthase activity; cellulose synthase (UDP-forming) activity
Source: RefSeq, a predicted model, not a curated record